AUGCUUGAAGGACUGAGGGAGCUACGGAGGGUGUCUGAGGCCUGGCAGGGCAGCCACCUGCCCCGAGCCGGGCCCGGCCAGGCCGUUCUGCCCUCCACGGGCCCUGCAGCUUCGCGUCCCCGGAGGAGGACACCGGGGAAAGAUGCCGGAGGGGCCCGCCUCCUCGGAGGCCUCCGCCAAGGCCGCGGAGCCAUCUUAGUGGGGGGAGCCGGGGCUCCGGCCCUCCCAGUCAGCGCCUCCGCGCCGCAGGUGCCGGGGAGCGGCGUCAGGCGGAGCGCGCAAACCCGCGUCCGGCGGCGCCGAGCCCGGCUCCCCUCGGCUCCCUCCCACACCGAGCGGGGCUCCCCGGGCCGGGUCCUCCUCCCUUCCCCCCUCCCUCCUCUUCUCUCCUCCUGCCUGCAGAGCUCCGGUCACCCCCGGCCCUCAUCCCCGGCCCUCCUCGCCCGAGCGCCCGCCCCGCCGCUCAGCGCUGACCCCUUCCCUCCCUCCUGGCUGGCUCGGGCGGCCCCGCUCCUUACCCCACCCAGAGGGAGCUCACCUCCUCCUCCUCCUCCUCACUCCCGCCUGGAGACCGUCGGCACCGACGCGCCGGCGUCCCGGCCCGCCCCUCCCUCCCCUCGGCGCGCAGCAGAGCCAACCUCCCCCAGCCGCCAGCCGGGCCCCCUCCUUCCUCCGCCCGCGGCCCAGGGACGGGCCCCGCUGCCGACCGACAGCUCGCUCGCUCGCCCCCCGGGCCCGGCGCCGCCCGUCGGAACCACCAAACCCAUGGGGCGAAGGGUCCCGGUUUGCCCGGCGCCGCUUGGGCAGCGCCUGAGAAAGAAGAAUGCUAGAGGCAAAGUCUGCAUCGUGAGCAUAGUUCCUUGGCUUAAAGCAGCACGGAGUCUACUCCAAGAAGUACACGGCAACUGAUGAGCAUGGAGCAUCUGUGGCAAGGGAAAAAAACACCAUCUUCAAAUUUUAAGGAGCAAACAUGACCCUUUCUGUUUCUGCUGCUUCCCACCCACAUUUAGUUAGUGUGAGAGAAGGAAAAAAAAAAAAAAAAAGGAAAAAAUAUAAAUUUCUUUGCCUGGAAGUAUCGAAGAAGGUAUUGUUUUCUCAACCACAAGCAAGGACUUU
This is a messenger RNA of Calypte anna (Anna's hummingbird), 1116 nucleotides long. RefSeq names its product vegetative cell wall protein gp1-like. NCBI's taxonomy places the organism in Eukaryota, Metazoa, Chordata, Aves, Apodiformes, Trochilidae. The transcript has 4 exons. The record is from RefSeq and is a predicted model, not a curated record. Bases 1 to 909 code for a protein of 302 amino acids.